Corapipo altera (White-ruffed manakin) is the source of this 5621-nucleotide messenger RNA. It is a transcript of the gene CLCN6, whose product is annotated as chloride voltage-gated channel 6. Gene Ontology annotation, biological process: chloride transport; transmembrane transport. Gene Ontology annotation, cellular component: intracellular membrane-bounded organelle; lysosomal membrane. Bases 28 to 2640 code for a protein of 870 amino acids. Gene Ontology annotation, molecular function: voltage-gated chloride channel activity. The transcript is spliced from 23 exons. The record is from RefSeq and is a predicted model, not a curated record. NCBI's taxonomy places the organism in Eukaryota, Metazoa, Chordata, Aves, Passeriformes, Pipridae.
GCGGGCGGGGCGGGCCCCGCGGCGAAGAUGGCGCGGUGCGGGUGCGGGUGCGGGGCCGGGCUGUGCUGCUGCUGCUGCUGCGGCGAGCGGGAGAGCCGCACCCCCGAGGAGCUGACAAUCCUUGGAGAAACUCAUGAAGAGGAGGAUGAGAUCCUUCCCCGCAAAGACUAUGAGAGCUUGGAUUAUGAUCGCUGUAUCAAUGACCCAUACUUGGAGGUUUUGGAGGGCAUGGACAAUAAGAAAGCCCAGAGAUACGAAGCCGUGAAGUGGGUGCUGGUUUUUGCUAUUGGAGUCUGCACAGGACUGGUGGGCCUGUUCGUGGAUUUCUUCGUGCGGCUCUUUACGCAGCUCAAGUUCCGGCUGGUGCAAAGCUCGGUGGAGGAAUGCUCUGAGAAAGGCUGCCUUGCACUGUCCUUGCUGGAGCUGCUGGGGUUCAACCUGACCUUUGUUUUCCUUGCCAGUCUUCUGGUCCUGAUCCAACCUGUAGCAGCUGGAUCAGGAAUUCCUGAAAUUAAGUGCUACCUCAACGGGGUGAAGGUGCCAGGGGUGGUGCGUCUGCGGACGGUGGUGUGCAAAGCCAUGGGAGUGCUCUUCAGUGUGGCUGGAGGUCUUUUUGUUGGGAAGGAGGGUCCAAUGAUUCACAGUGGUGCUGUCGUGGGUGCAGGCUUGCCACAGUUCCAGAGCAUCUCUUUGAGGAAGAUCCAAUUUAACUUUCCCUAUUUCCGCAGUGACAGGGAUAAAAGGGAUUUUGUAUCUGCUGGAGCUGCUGCAGGGGUUGCAGCUGCCUUUGGAGCCCCAAUUGGAGGCACUCUUUUCAGCUUGGAAGAAGGUUCCUCUUUCUGGAACCAGGGGCUCACAUGGAAAGUGCUUUUCUGUUCCAUGGCUGCCACCUUCACCCUGAAUUUUUUCCGCUCUGGGAUUCAGUUUGGAAGUUGGGGGUCUUUCCAGCUCCCGGGGCUGCUGAACUUUGGCGAGUUUAAGUGCUCUGAGUCUGAUAAGAAAUGCCACCUCUGGACAGCUGUGGACUUGGGCUUCUUCAUUCUGAUGGGGAUUGUAGGAGGCCUUCUCGGAGCCACCUUUAACUGCCUGAACAAGAGACUGGCCAGAUACCGCAUGCGGAACGUGCAUCCCAAGCCAAAGCUGGUCAGGGUCUUGGAGAGCCUGCUGGUGUCACUGACCACCACGGUUGUGGUCUUUGUAGCCUCCAUGGUCCUGGGGGAAUGCAGGCAGAUGUCUUCCAGCAGUCACAGUGGCAAUGACACCCUGAGCCUGCAGGAUAUGUCAGAGGAUAUAAAUUCAAGCAUCAAAACAUUUUUCUGCCCGAAUGAGACCUACAAUGACAUGGCCACACUGUUCUUCAACCCUCAGGAGUCAGCUAUCCUGCAGCUCUUCCACCAGGACGGUACUUUCAGCCCAGUCACCCUGUCCCUGUUCUUCCUUCUCUAUUUCUUACUCUCCUGCUGGACAUAUGGGAUCUCUGUGCCCAGUGGUCUGUUUGUGCCAUCACUGCUUUGUGGGGCUGCCUUCGGACGCCUGGUCGCCAACCUCCUCAAAAGUUACAUCGGCCUGGAUCACAUCUACUCGGGAACCUUUGCGCUGAUCGGGGCCGCGGCGUUCCUGGGAGGAGUGGUCCGCAUGACCAUCAGCCUGACUGUCAUCCUCAUCGAGUCCACCAACGAGAUCACCUACGGGCUCCCCAUCAUGAUCACCCUCAUGGUAGCCAAGUGGACAGGAGACUUUUUCAACAAAGGCAUCUAUGACAUCCAUGUGAACCUGCGAGGAGUGCCUCUUCUGGAGUGGGAAACAGAGGUGGAAAUGGAUAAGCUACGAGCCAGUGACAUCAUGGAACCCAACCUGACCUACGUGUACCCUCACACCCGGAUCCAGUCCCUCGUGAGCAUCCUGCGCACGACUGUCCAUCACGCCUUCCCUGUGGUCACUGAGAACAGGGGCAACGAGAGGGAGUUCAUGAAGGGAAAUCAGCUCAUAAGUAACAACAUCAAAUUCAAGAAAUCCAGCAUCCUGACCCGAGCCGGGGAGCAGCGCAAGCGCAGCCAGUCCAUGAAGUCCUACCCCUCGAGCGAGCUGCGGAACAUGUGUGACGAGCACAUAGCGACGGAGGAGCCUCCCGAGAAGGAGGAUCUGCUGCAGCAGAUGCUGGAGAGGAGAUACACUCCCUACCCCAACCUGUACCCUGACCAGUCUCCCAGUGAGGAGUGGACCAUGGAGGAACGAUUCAGACCCUUGACCUUCCAUGGCUUGAUCCUGCGCUCACAGCUGGUCACCCUCCUUGACAGGGGGGUUUGCUACUCCGAGAGCCAGUCUAGUGCGAGUCAGCCCCGUCUGUCCCACGCAGAGAUGUCGGAGGAUUACCCUCGCUACCCAGAUAUCCAUGACCUGGACCUCACUCUGCUGAACCCUCGCAUGAUAGUGGAUGUCACCCCAUACAUGAACCCAUCACCCUUUACUGUCUCUCCAAAUACUCACGUGUCACAAGUCUUCAACCUGUUCAGGACGAUGGGGCUCCGGCAUUUACCGGUUGUGAACGCGGUUGGAGAGAUUGUUGGGAUAAUCACUCGGCACAACCUGACCCACGAAUUCCUGCAGGCAAGGCUGAGGCAGCACUACCAGACCAUCUGAAGCCCCUGCCCCACUGUUGGUGUGGCCUCCUCCCCGCACACGCUCUCGCACCCUGCUGGGACCCCAAAGGCCCAAGCCCUGCCGUUUGGCUUCUCACGUGCAUACCAAGCCUGGGGAACUGGAAAACAUCUUGCUAGCCAGAGAAUUAGAGGAGCUGCCUGAGCCCAGGGCUGCUGAUUGGUCUCAGGCACUUGGUUUGACCACUCUUUAUCCAGGUGUUUUCUUUCCCUGUCCCCUCUCCUUCCAUCAGAUGUUGUCCUGGCACUGUGUGUUCUGCCGUUUUGGUUUGGGGUUUUUUUAAGAAUUAGAAGGAAGAACCAUCAAACUCCCCUGUGUCCUGUGCAGAGAACUGCAGCAUCGUUCCCUUCCUCCUGUAUGACUCCCUUUUCCUCUUCCUCCCUUGUUCCUGCAACUGUUGCCUUAUUUGUGUGAGAAGGGGGUUGCUGUCAAGGCUGAGAGGAGAUACUGAGGUUUGCAGAUAUCAAAUAGCUACUCUGCAGGAUGGCUUUUCUCAAAGGCAGUAUUAAAAAAUCCAGCUUUUUGGACAUAUACCUCUCUUUGCAAGUGCUCCCAGUUGCCCAUGUUUUUCCACACUAGCUUCAUUUGUUCCUAAUUUCUUUACUUCUUUCAUGGGGAAAUGUCCUUGCUGUGAUGUUUUUGACAGAGAUGACUUUUGAGAGCAGCUCAACAAAUCAGGAGCUCAAAAAUUGUUAGAUUUCACUGUUUGGGUUUGUAAGUAUUUAAUACAUUUGCAAUGCAUCUCAGAGAAGGGAGAUCUCUGUUAGCUCUUGCUAUUAUCUCCCUGUCAGAGACUCUUCCAAGGCACUUUGUGGCACUCCACUUUGUCACUGACACCCUUGCAUUUCUUGGGCAUCUGUAGGCACUUUGUCCUUGUCCUGGUCUAGCAGUGAGAGCCUGGGACACCUUCCCAGCUGGAGUUACAGACCAGGGCACUCCAUGGCCUCAGAGCAUGGAGAGGUGUUGCUUUAGAGCUGAUGGUCUCCAGGCUUGGUUGGAUCUCUGUCACAAGAGGAGCUGCUGUAGCUUCAGGCUGCCCUACAGGAGAGAGACUUGGUGCUGGUGGAUAAGGCAGGACUUGCUGCAGGUGAUAAGUGCUCUAAAAAUGCUUGGGAUAAUGUUUGCAACUGCAGCAAUCAGCAUUAGGAGCCAGUUGCAGCCAGUUCAGUGCUUUAGCAGGUACCAUCCUGGCCAGCACCUGCAUUGUUCCAGCAGGCACCUGCCCUCCUGAGUUUGUGUGCAGAUAACCCUCAGUGGGAAGCCAGUCUUGUGCCUCCAGGGGCUGCAGAGCUGAUUGGCUUGAUAAAGCACAGAGCAUUCAUUCCCUCAGCCAAGAGGCUGGGCCAAGGAACAUGGGGAAUGUAUCCCAGAAAAGCUUCUACAAGGCCUCUCAGCCCUCCAGUUAACCUGUUGUCUGCCGUGAGGAGCUGGCUGGGUGGGAGUUGGGACAGAAGGAAGUCAGACAUUAUUGAUUUUCUGUAUUUCUGUAUUUCCUUAGAGCAUAGGAAUUGGCACCAGCUAUUACUCUUGAUUUGCAAGUUCUUUCCCUGUAAGUAGAGUGAGGAUGUUUGUUCUCUCUGGAUAGUCUCUGCAGGUGGUGUCUAAAAUACCUGUAUUCCCUGAGCUCUGGUCUUGCACUGAGCUAUCCCAAGAAACUUCCAGCACCCUUUUGCACUCCCUGAAGCUGGGCUGUAGGUUUGAAAUGUGCUUCCAUUAACCUGCCUUUCAUUCAGAGGAUUUGUGCUCCUGGGUGGUUACAAAUCACAGGAAUCCUGUUUCUGUGGGAUUUCAGAUCACUCUGAUGUGGAAUUAGCAAUCCUGUCCUCUUAGAGCACCUGUGUCUCUCUAUGACAAAUGUUCUCCCUCUUACUCAGGUUGAGUGAGUGUGUGUGGAAGGUUCCUUCUCUUCACAUGAAUAGGGCUCCUUAGAUUGUUGGCCCUGAGCUGGUCCUGCUUUAUUUCUGUACACAAACUGCAGGAUAUUUUGCUGCAGGAUGCCUUGUCAUCACUACUGAGGCUGGAGUUGGGCAAUCCAGACAAGGCAGGCUGGAGAAUCUUGUCAGGGUUUUUCUGAGCACCAGCUGCUUCCCCAUGAGAAGGCACUUGCCUCCAGCCUGCUGUCAGCUCUGUCUGCUCUGCCUGGGCAUCUUAUUCGAAUGCUUCAGCUGGAAAACACACCCUCUCAUUCUUUCAGUAUGAAAGUUUUAAAUGAGGCUGGUGGGUGACCCUGUCAGCUGCUUUAAAGGGAAAUCUCAGUGUGCAGUUACUGUUCUGUGGCCUGCAGAGAGGGAAUUACAAGUUCACCUGAUGUUUGAGAUGCAGCAUUUCCCUUCUGCUGAGGCUGAUGCCAAGGGGCUUGUGUUGAAUCAGUCUCAAUUCUCACACUUUGGUCAUUUAAUUCCUUUCUUACAACACACUAACUGCUUCCACUCUGGCUCUGGUUGCUUAGUGAUUUACCAAGAAACUCUAACAUAGGUGCCUGUAACCUUUUACUCAGAGCAACACUAAAGGAAUAAUAACCCAGAACUGGAUUAGUUCUGAUGGCAGGGUUAGAGGGUUAGUCUGGGGCCUUCUCCCCUGCCUCGUGGUCUCCUGUGCAGUGUUAAUGAUGCAGUUUUGAAUUGUUAAUUACUGUGAGCCAUUCCAAUGGUAGCAACUUACCUUUCCAUUUGUUUUUUUUUGCACUGUUUUUUCGUUAUGAAACGAUGUAAGCUAAUUCCAUGGUGUACAUAAAUUGUAUUUUUUUUAAAUUUGUAUGAAUAUAUUUUUAUUUGAACUAUGGCACUUGGGAAGUAUUCAUGUGAACCAUAACAUGUCUGAGAGUAAAAUGUUUGUGUGUCUCCUUCAGCACUUUCAAGGCCUUUUGAUGUUUCUAGUAUUGUUUUAUUUUUGCCCUUUUGAUGUUUCUAGCACUGUUUUAUUUUUGCCCUUUAUGAUAAUAAAACUAGUAGAACAUGGCAACA